Molecule: messenger RNA, 2685 nt
Organism: Huiozyma naganishii CBS 8797
Lineage: Eukaryota; Fungi; Ascomycota; Saccharomycetes; Saccharomycetales; Saccharomycetaceae
Gene: SYG1
Product: Syg1p
Exons: 1
Coding region: 1-2685 (894 amino acids)
Biological process (GO): cellular response to phosphate starvation; phosphate ion transport
Cellular component (GO): Golgi apparatus; cytoplasm; plasma membrane
Molecular function (GO): inositol hexakisphosphate binding
Source: RefSeq, a predicted model, not a curated record
AUGAAAUUUGCAGAUCAUCUAAGAGAGUCGGCGAUCCCAGAAUGGAGAGAUAAGUACAUAGACUACAAACUUGGGAAGAAGAAACUCAAAUACGAGUAUGAGAGUGUGUCCAGAGACCCGUUGAAAGUGGUCGUCACCGCUGCAAGUGGAGACUCUGCUGUGGAUGUGGAGAGGGUUGGUGGGCCCGUGGAUACAGAGUACGGUCCACAGGUUCAUGAUGAACCGAGUGACCCGCAGCUUACGGAUUUCCAAAGAAAGGCAAUCAAAGAUUUUAUAGAGAACUGGGUGAUAGGUGUCGAGUUGGUGAAAUGUAACGAGUUCUACCAGUGGUUACUGGAUGACUGUAGACAAAAAUUCACCGUGUUGCAGAAACAGAUCCAGAUCUACCAUAUUCAACAACAAAAUUACCAGAACGAGUUCAUGGAGGGGGAAAACGAUGGAAUGAUUGCCAAUAGUCACGCAACCAGUACCACUAGUUUGGACCUCAGUUCAGAGCAACACGUUAACCCAUACGGUACAAUAGGCGAAGAUAGUGUGAGAAGUAGAAGAGACACAGCAUGGACUCGGUUCAAAGAGUUGCUCGAUGACAAUAAAUUGUUACCGUCUUGGCCCAAAAAUUCGACCAAGUUAAAGGAUCUGAUCUUGAAGCUGCAGGGGGAACACGGCGAACAGAUAUCAAACACCGUGAAGGACACUUUUGCCUACAAUAAUCUCAAUACAGUCUCAGAAAUGACCAUUAAGCAGGCUCAACAUUUGUUAAGUGACGCCAUCUUGGAAUACUACCUGUUUUUGCAGAUGGUAAAGACAUACAGAGAUCUGAACGUUACUGGAUUCAGAAAGAUGGUCAAAAAAUUCGACAAGACAUUACACACUCAGGAAUUGUCCAAGUUUAUGGAUUUCGGAAGAAGGAACUAUGCUUUGUUUAAACACGUAUACGCAAACAUCCAGUUGAUGGCUAAACAAAUGAAGCAGACCGCUUCAAAUCAACCUUCGACGGAUUUGGUCGCAUCCAAUCCAAAGGAUGACCCGCUUCUCUGGUGGGAAAACAACGUUCGGACUUGGUUCACUAAGGACUUGACUAACUCUCCAGAUGACUUUAAAAAGAACGCGAAAACUUUGAAGAAACUUCUUGUGGAGUAUACCGUCACUGAACAAAUGAUUCACAGAAACAACAGAUCUAUUAUCCAAAUGGCAGUGGCUGGCUUUUUCUUUGGUAUUGCCCUCACAAUCAUGGUGUACACCCUUGGGGUAUCGUUUGUGUCAGAUUUACAGUCCCACAUUCACAAGAUCUUAUUCCCAAUGUGGGGCGGGUGGUACAUGGUCCUGCUGAUGCUGUUUCUUUUACAAAUUGACUGUUUGGUUUGGCAUCGGACCAAGAUCAACUACAGGUUCAUCAUGUUUGGUGAGGUGCAAGCUAGAAACGGUACAAAAUUAUUUAACAACGAUUUCGCAACUUCGGGCAUCCCGCUUCAAUUGUAUGCCUUGAUGUUCUUCGUUUUGUUUAGCGGGAUUUGUGCAGGGCUCAGCUUUAAAAUGGGGCAUUUGACACCAUGGUCCUUCAUUUGUAUAGGAGGCUGCAUUCUGUUGUUCAUUAUGCCCCGGGAUUAUAUCCCUUACUGGGAUAAGAUUGUUUCCACAAGGAAAUGGCUCAUCAUAAGAGCCAUCCGGCUAGUGAUGGCCCCCUUUUCCCCGUCGGAAUUUGGUGAUUUCUUUCUAGGUGAUAUCAUCUGUUCGCUGACUUACUCUAUGGGGGAUAUUGCCACAUUCUUCUGUAUUUAUACGACAGAUGAUGAAACAAUGUGUGGAUCUUCCCAUUCUAGGGCAAUGGGUGUCAUGUCGUGCUUACCAAGUUUGUGGAGAUGCCUACAAUGUCUAAGAAGAUACGCUGACUCGGGGGAUUCAUUCCCGCACCUUGCCAACGCUUUCAAAUACACCCUUGGGAUAGGAUACAAUGCCGCAUUGUGUGCCUAUAGAUUGGCAAACCAUUCCAAGUCACGUCGAACCCCCUUUAUUGUAUUUGGCGCGUUCAAUGCGUUCGCUACGUCGAUCUGGGAUUUGGUCAUCGACUGGUCACUAUUUCAACCAUCCAAGAGAAAUUGGUUUUUGAGAAAUGAUCUGUAUCUCGCGGGUAAACGUAAUUGGAGAGACGGAUCAUACUCCUCUAAAAGAAAGCUCGUUUACUAUUUUGCUAUGAUAUGGGAUGUACUUAUUAGAUUCCAAUGGAUCGUUUGGGCAGUUGCUCCAGAAACAAUCCAACAAAGUGCUUACACUUCCUUUAUCUUGGGUUUCGUGGAGGUACUGAGAAGAUUUAUUUGGGUUAUUUUCCGUGUAGAAAACGAACAUGUUGCCAAUGUUCACCUGUUCAAAGUCAGUUCUGAGGCACCAUUGCCCUACCCGAUUAUAAACGAACCAGACGUAGAUAUUGAACUUGAAAGUAGAAAGAAGACAGAUAAGGGCACGUGUGUGAAAACAAGGGAACGGUCGAUCUCAGAUCUCACUCGUUACGGUAUGAAUUUUCCCAGACAUACUUAUCACCCUAUGAUCAGACGGCGGACAAGCGUUUUUGGUUCUCUCUCGAAAUCUGUUCCUUGGGCCCACGCUAAAGAUUUUCAAAGGUCGAUGAUCUUCCCCGCUUCAAAUGAUAAGGACCAAAGAGAAAGCGAUUCAGACUCUGAUGAGAGGUAA